UUGUUCGAAAUAAAAUCUACCAUCAGAGAUUCGUAGAACCUUUAUCUGUCAAUUUCCUUCAUGAUUUUUUGUCAAUGCUUUCACAGUGAAGAUAAAAUUGCAGCCACUGAAUAUUAAAUUGCUAUUGGAAGCUCAGGCAUAAGGUGUUCAGAUGGUUCAUUGAAAUAAAAAAGCUCUUGGUGCCUAAGAGCAGAUUGUUGUCCCAAAAUGUUAGGUUGCUUGAUGUUUAACUAUCAGUUGCUUGAUUUGCUCGUAUCACAUGAAACCAAUAUACUGCUUUUAUUUCUUACACAGGAAAUUGCAUUUUUCUUGUGUAAUACCGUAAAUCCUCUUCAUUACUGGGCUGCUAGAAUCAUCUUUGCUGAUGGUGUGAGACCCUUGCUGUGGUUCUCACACACAGCCUGCCAUUUAGUGUUUUACACACUUUUUUCUUGAUUUGGUUUAAUCAAUUCCAUCCGUUACCAGCCUGAAAUUUAAAGGUCACCGAGUCAGUUCUUCCACGUUUGGCUGAGCUUUAACUGCUGGAGAUCGAGCCAUGGUGGUACCCACAUGUGGCAUUGUAAUCUUCAUUGGGUACGUGACACUCCGGCCGAAGGUGCCCCAAGUGAGCGUCACAAGAGCCCAAAUGGACUCCAUAUACUUCGACCAGUCUAGCUUGAUGAUGCUGCAAGCAACCAUUGUGAUCAAAGCAGAGAACGACAACACGAGGGCUCAUGCUUGGUUCUACGACAUGUCCUACACCCUCAGCUUCCGCAGCCAGAAGAUAGCCAUCUUGAUGGCCGACCCCUUCGACGUCAGUCCCAACAGGUCUCUGGAGCUCAACUUUGUCGUCCCGUCCCAGUCUAUACCUCUGAAUCCAGAAGAAGCCGAGGCCAUCAACUGGUCGUUGGGCAGGAAAGUGGUCGAUCUCGAUCUCAGAGGGGUGUCGAGGACUCGAUGGAAGGUUUGGCUCAUCGGGUCCAUUAAAUACGUGCUGCGUUUGGAUUGCCAGCUUCAUUUGCCCGUUGAUCAAACCACCAUAUAUCCACAUUGUGUUUCUAGAAAAUAAAAAAAAAGGGGUCCUCUUUCUUUUUUCAUUUUCUAUAGCAGACUUUAAAAUCAGGAUCUCCUUGAUCUCAGGAUUUUUGUUGAUAAUAAUGCAUUAUCUUUUCUUAGAAGUAUAAUUUUGAUGUGCCAGAAUAUGUAAAAGUUGGAAAUCACUUUCUUUGAGCUUUGUUUGAUGACUUGAAAGAAAGAAAUUGUUCCUUUCCUUUGUAUCAA
This is a messenger RNA of Salvia splendens (bonfire salvia), 1260 nucleotides long. Its product is annotated as NDR1/HIN1-like protein 12. The record is from RefSeq and is a predicted model, not a curated record. Lineage: Eukaryota; Viridiplantae; Streptophyta; Magnoliopsida; Lamiales; Lamiaceae. Gene Ontology annotation, cellular component: plasma membrane. The transcript is spliced from 2 exons. Gene Ontology annotation, biological process: defense response to other organism. Bases 536 to 1048 code for a protein of 170 amino acids.